AUGGGCCCCCUUUCCAACUUUAAAGCAAAUCUCUCAACACAGCUCUUAGUACUAACUUUGGAAAAUAAUCAACUAUCUGGAAUCAUUCCUGCUGAGAUUGAGAAUCUCGUCAACUUGACCGCGUUGGACUUAGACAGUAACUUUCUCGAAGGUAACAUUCCAUCUGUUAUAGGGAAGCUUCCAAAGCGUCAAAGAUUAUUCUUGAACGAUAACAGACUUUCAGGACAGAUACCUUCAUCCAUAGGCAAUCUCACUCUUUUGUAUGAACUCCAUUUAGAUGACAACAACUUGAAUGGAAGCAUUCCUUCCAACAUUGGAAAUUGUCAAAAGUUACAGUACCUAACCCUUCCUAAUAAUAGCCUCCAAGGCCCAAUACCUAAACAACUCUUCCUUAUAUCCUCCAUAUCAAUAUCUCUCAACUUAUCUACUAAUUCUCUGGUCGGUUCCCUACCAAUUGAAAUUGGUAACUUGAAGAGUCUUUCUACAAUAGAUAUCUCCAAAAACAAAUUGUCUGGAGAAAUUCCCUCCUCCAUUGGUGAUUGUAAUAUUUUGGAACAUCUUUAUAUGGGGGGUAAUUUCUUUGAAGGAACCAUUCCUCGAUCUGUAACUCUUUUGAAGGGGCUUCAAGAUUUAGAUCUCUCACUCAACAACUUAUCAGAGCAAAUCCCAAAAAAUCUAGAAAAGCUUUCAGCAUUGCAGAGUUUGAAUUUAUCCUUCAAUAAUCUUGAAGGGGAGGUACCAGCAAAAGGAAUCUUUGGAAAUGCAAGUGCAAUUUUUGUGAAUGGAAAUGAUAAGCUUUGUGGUGGAAUUGCGAAGUUACAUCUGCCUACAUGCACAAACCCUAGAUCUAUGAAACGAAAAAAAUCCAAUGCUUUUAGAAUAGUUUUAGUGAUAAUCGGUUUGGUUCUUGGUUUUCUUUUGAUAACCUCCUUUCUUACUCUCUAUUGGAGAAGAAGAUCAAAAAGUAAACCUCCAUCCACACCAUUAAUCGGUGAACAGUUCUUUAAGCUUUCUUACAAAGAUCUUUUCCAAGCUACUGGAGGAUUUUCAUCAGCUAAUUUCAUAGGUUCCGGUAGUUUUGGCUCUGUAUACAAAGGGAUUAUCGACCAAGAUGAAACGAUUGUUGCAGUCAAGGUACUCAACCUUCAAAAUCCAAGAGUCUAUAAGAGCUUUAUGGUUGAAUGCAAAGCAUUAAGAAACAUUCGGCAUCGAAAUCUUGUCAAGAUUUUAACUUCAUGUUCAAGUAUUGACUCCAAAGGCUUCAAAGCCCUUGUUUAUGAGUUCAUGCCCAAUGGGAGUCUAGAUGAUUGGUUGCAUAUGUCGGUAGAGGCACAUAAUCAUUCAAGAAAUUUAGACUUUCUUCAAAGAUUAAACAUUACAAUUGAUGUGGCUUCUGCUUUGGAUUACCUUCGUUAUAACUCUUAUGCGCCAAUUGUUCAUUGUGACUUGAAGCCAAGCAAUGUUCUACUUGACAGAGAUAUGACUGCACAUGUCAAUGAUUUUGGUUUGGCGAGGCUACUUUUAGAAACUGAUGACAAUUCAUCCCAGACUCAAACUAGUACCAUUGGGAUAAAAGGAUCUAUUGGCUAUGCUGCUCCAGAAUAUGGAAUGGGAGGAAGGGCAACUAUCCAAGGAGAUGUGUUUAGCUAUGGGAUCCUUUUAUUGGAGAUGUUCACAGGAAAGAGGCCAAUAGAUCAGAUGUUUACUGAUGAUUUAAAUAUCCAUAACUAUUCAAUGACAGCUUUACCUGUACACGUGAUGCAAAUUUUAGAUCCAACACUCCUACCCGAGGAAGAACAAAGUGAACAAAUUGAAGAGAUUGCUAUCAAUAGGAUUGAAGGACCUAGUCAUAGGACAAAUCAAUUGCAAGAUUGCAUAACGUCAAUAAUUGAAAUUGCAGUCUAGUGCUCCAUGGAAUCGCCAAGAGAAUGUAUGAACUUGAAUGAUGUUGUGAGAGGACUACAUUUAAUCAAAGGAAAAUUUUCUUGCAGCAAGAAUCUAUCAAUAUAGAGCAACUACGCCUGAUUAGAAGGUGAUUCUGAAUUUAUUAUCUUUAUAUUUAUGGUAUUUUCUUGGCCGCUUAAUGCUCAUGAAAAACUAAGGAAAAGAAAGCUCUAGAUC
Messenger RNA from Telopea speciosissima, 2121 nucleotides. RefSeq names its product probable LRR receptor-like serine/threonine-protein kinase At3g47570. NCBI's taxonomy places the organism in Eukaryota, Viridiplantae, Streptophyta, Magnoliopsida, Proteales, Proteaceae. The record is from RefSeq and is a predicted model, not a curated record. The transcript has 2 exons. Gene Ontology annotation, biological process: protein phosphorylation. Bases 1 to 1905 code for a protein of 634 amino acids. Gene Ontology annotation, molecular function: ATP binding; protein kinase activity; protein binding.